Molecule: messenger RNA, 6643 nt
Organism: Prosopis cineraria
Lineage: Eukaryota; Viridiplantae; Streptophyta; Magnoliopsida; Fabales; Fabaceae
Product: pentatricopeptide repeat-containing protein At3g63370, chloroplastic
Exons: 4
Coding region: 254-3142 (962 amino acids)
Biological process (GO): RNA modification
Molecular function (GO): protein binding; zinc ion binding; RNA binding
Source: RefSeq, a predicted model, not a curated record
UUUAACAGUAGGAGUAUACAGGAUUUGUCGGAAACAAUCAAAUUCGUUUUUAGAUUGCAUGAAAUCUUUGUCUAGGUAGAAGGCAUUGCACCUUUUUCCCAGCCCCCCAAGUCCUUUGCUGGCAAAGAAGCAGACCAAGCAAACUUACUAAACUUUAACAGUAGGAGUAUACAGGAUUUGUCGGAAACAAUCAAAUUCGUUUUUAGAUUGCAUGAAAUCUUUGUCUAGGUAGAAGGCAUUGCUCUUUUUUCCCAUGCCUGUGCUUUACAUUGCUCACUGCAAUCCCAUAUUGUCACCUCAAUGCUGCCUGUGCCUUGCAAACCAUUCCAUGCUCCAAAAAAUUUGGCUGAGCCCUCCAGUUCACGGCUCCAGACUCACUUAUAAACCCAUCAAGAUCCCUUUUUUAAAGGAGAAUUGCAGGCAAGGAAAUCUAAAAGAUGCUUUUAAAUCAUUAACCCUAUUGCUCGCUUCUGACCACAGUUCAGAUCAUUUUUCUCUUGAAGAGCCUUAUUCUCGGGUUCUUGACCUCUGCGCGAGCCAGAAAUCUCUAUCACAAGGGAAGCAGAUACAUGGCCGCAUGAUAAAAUCCUGUGGCUUGUGUCAUUCUGUUUUUCUGAACACGAAGCUCGUUCACAUGUACGGAAAGUGUGGUUCAUCCCUUGAUGCGGAGAAGGUGUUUGAUGAAAUGUCUGACAGAACAAUUUUUACUUGGAACGCCAUGUUAGGCGCUUACGUAUCAGAUGGGAAACAUAUGAAAGCACUUGCAUUAUAUGAAGAAAUGCGAGCUCUGGGUGUGUCACUAGAUGCGCAUACCUUUCCUUGCGUCCUUAAAGCCUGUGGUGCUCUCAAAGAACCCCAUUUGGGUGCUGAAAUUCAUGGUAUGGCCAUCAAAUGUGGAUAUGGUGCAUUUGUAUUCGUAUCUAAUGCUCUUAUAUCUAUGUAUGCGAAGUGCAAUGAUCUCGAUGGAGCAAGGUUGUUAUUUGACAGUAUAGAUGAGAAAGAGGACGUUGUUUCAUGGAAUUCUAUAAUUGUAGCACAUGUUACGGAAGGUCGUUUCUCAGAUGCAUUGACAUUAUUUAGAAGAAUGCAGGGUAUUGGUCUUGCCAGUAAUACAUAUACUUUGGUUGCCACUCUUCAAGCUUGUGAAGAUCCAGCCUUCAUCAGGCUGGGUAUGGAGAUGCACGCUGUAAUCUUGAAAUCUCAUUAUUAUGCUGAUGUAUACGUUGCCAACGCUUUGAUUGCCAUGUAUGCAAAAUGUGGUGGCAUGGACGAAGCUGAAAGAGUUUUUAUAAAUAUGAAUAAUAAGGAUUAUAUAUCAUGGAACACACUGCUUUCAGGUUUUGUUCAAAAUGACCUACAUUGUGAUGUUUUUAAGUACUUCCAGGAGAUGAGGAAUUCUGGUCAAAGGCCUGACCAGGUGUCACUGCUAAAUGUGAUUGCGGCAUCAGGUCAAUUAGGGAAACUAUCGAGUGGAAUGGAAGCUCAUGCAUAUGCAAUAAGACAUGGAAUGAAUUCUGACAUGCAGAUUGGAAACACAUUGAUAGAUAUGUAUGCCAAGUGUUAUUGUGUAAAAUACAUGGGUCGUGCUUUUGAAAAUAUGCGUGAAAAAGACUUCAUUUCUUGGACAACAAUUAUUGCUGGCUAUGCACAAAACAAAUGCCAUCUGGAUGCUUUAAAUUUGUUUCGGAUGGUCCAUGUAGAAAGGGUAAAUAUUGAUGUGAUGAUGAUUGGAAGCAUUUUGGUGGCUUGUGGUAGGUUGAAGUCCAAAACCUCAAUCAAAGAAAUUCAUGGUUACAUUAUAAAAAGAGAUUUAACUGAUGCUUUACUUCAAAAUGCCAUUGUCAAUGCAUAUGGUGAGACUGGGCACAUAGAUUAUGCAAAGCGCAUGUUUGAAGCUAUUGAAUCCAAAUGUAUUGUGUCUUGGACAAGUAUGUUAUCUUGUUAUGUUCAUAAUGGACUUGCAAUUGAGGCUCUUGAACUUUUCUACUCUUUGAAAGAAACUAAAUUACAACUUGAUUCUGUAGCUCUGGUUAGCCUACUCUCUGCCGUUGCUAGUUUAUCUGCACUGAAGAAAGGUAAAGAGAUUCACGGAUUUAUGAUUAGGAAUGGUUUCCCAUUGGAGGGAUCAAUUGCUAGCUCAUUGGUGGAUAUGUACGCUUCCUGUGGAAGUUUAGGGGAUUCCAAAAAGCUUUUUAAUUCUGUCAUAAAGAGAGAUAUAAUUUUAUGGACUUCCAUGAUUAAUGCAUAUGGAAUGCACGGUUAUGGAACUGUAGCUAUUGAUUUAUUCAAUAAAAUGACUGAUGAAAAUAUUAUACCUGAUCAUAUAACCUUUUUGGCUUUAUUGCAUGCAUGCAGCCAUUCAGGAUUGAUUACUGAAGGCAAGAGGUUUUUUGCAAUUAUGAAACAUGAAUAUCAGAUGGAGCCCCGGCCAGACCAUUAUGCUUGUUUGGUUGAUCUCCUUGGUCGUUCAAAUUGCUUGGAAGAGGCAUAUCAUACUGUGAAGAAUAUGCCAAUCAAACCUACUGCUGAGGUCUGGUGUGCUCUUCUUGGGGCCUGUCGGAUCCAUUCUAAUAAAGAAUUAGGGGAGCUUGCAGCAGAACAGCUCUUACAAUUGGAUACUGAGAAUUCAGGAAAUUAUGCACUAAUAUCCAAUAUCCUAGCAGCUGAUGGAAGAUGGAACAAUGUUGAAGAAGUGAGGAUGAGAAUGAGAAAAAAUGGAUUGAAGAAACAACCCGGAUGCAGUUGGAUUGAGGUGGGGAAUGAGGUUCAUACCUUCAUGGCAAGGGACAAAUCUCAUCCAAACUCUAAUGACAUUUAUCUAAAAUUAGCUCAGCUUGCAAAGUCAUUGGAGGAUAAAGAAGGCUACAGGCCUCAAACGAAGCUUGUUUUGCACAAUGUUAGGGAAGAGGAUAAAAUUCAGAUGCUAUAUGGACAUAGUGAAAGGUUGGCUCUUGGUUAUGGUCUUAUUGCUACUCCUAAGGGUACUCCUCUUCGGAUCAUGAAGAAUCUUCGAAUAUGUAAUGAUUGUCAUGCAUUCUUUAAGCUAGCAUCUAAAGUCUCAAAACGAGUCCUCAUUGUAAGGGAUGCAAACAGAUUCCAUCACUUUCAAAAGGGAGUCUGUUCAUGUGGAGAUUUUUGGUGACUACUUUGAUAAUUAUAUGAAAAGUUGAAAACAUAUUAUCAUGGGCUUUGCUGGUUCCUUCCUGCUGCUGGUGAUCAUUGAAAUUGCUUUCCAAAUAUUCGACAGCUCUUAACUCCCUUGAGGAUGUUGCAAUUGAGAACUGGCACUAAAAUGAAGAGGGCUUGUGUACCGUUAAUAAACUUGGUCACAUAGCCACAUCCUAUGCUAGCUCCAUAAAGCAUAUUUCUCAUUCACUUGAAGGAAUAUGGCUUCUGGGUUAAGAUAAGAUGCUUAUCAUGUGAAAUAUGAUCAGUCAUAUGUUUUCAUCCUCAUCACAUACUUUUCGGAUGAUGAAUGAUGUUUUUGGUAUAAAGUUCCUAAUCUUCGUCUGUAAUCAGGUGCUUCUUUGGGAGGGAAAGUGAACUUGAACUUUCAGUUAUUGAUCAUGUGUGUCAAGAAAAUUUUUAGCGAUAGUGUUGAUUUCCAAUCCAACUCACAUUCAUCAUGGAGCACAAAAAUUGAGUACUCUGUUGGAGCAAGGCUUGGACCCAUAGUGGUUGUGCAUGGGGAAAGGAGAAAGUGCAAAACAGCAGCAGUUUACCUCACCUUUGGCGCAUGGGAAACUUAAUAGUGUUCAUGAGAUUUUGUGGCAUGAUUAUCAGCAUCAGGUUGGACACAGCUACUUCAGGAUCAUCAAAACAAGAAAAUAAUGGAUGCCAGCUGUCUUUUUAAAUAAUGGCCAAAUCCUUUAAAAAGUGUGGCGGAAUGGAGAAAUAACCUCAUGCAUCUAAACACCUUGGCGGGAUCCUUGGGUUCUUGCGGGUUAUGAAAGUGAAAAUCUGGAUGUCCAAUCCAAAAACAUUUUGCUAGCUUGAUAAACCAAAAGGUUGGCUCUGAGUGUUCUUAACUUCUUGUGUUACUAAUUUACUAUUUUUUCUUUCGUCAUGGACUUUGUUGCUUUGUUACUAAUAUAGAUCAUAUUUAAACUGUUUUUAGUUUGUAGAAGCAUGCAGAUGGGGAAUCACUAGAACAUAUUGAUUUGAUUGAACUUAGAAUGUCUGGAAAGAAACAUGAGAACAUUAUACUGGCUUUGCAUUUGCUAUUAUAAUAUUUGGGCAUGUUCUUCACUUAAGAUGUUUUAACAAUUAUAUGAUAAAAAGAAAAAAAGAAUAUCUCUGAAAUCUGAUCUUAGGAAGUUCUUUCCCCUCGUCUGAUGUAUCAUAUUAUAAUUUUCCUCAUCAUGCGUGAGAGCUGGGAUGAUCUAGAGAUUCCAAAGUUUCAUUAUGGAUCACUGAUGAAACCCUGCUGUUUAACACUAAAAAAUACAGAAAUAACAACAAUAAAACAGCCAACAGAUCAAGGGAAAUGCUAAGGUUUGAUAUUAAUGAUUCCAAAAGACUAAAUCAGUGUUACAAAGACACUCCACUGAUUCAAAGCAAACCCUAUUCCUUACAAUAAUCAAAAUAUUCAACAGAACAUCCUCUGGUUUUCGACAGCCAGUUUGUCCUCUCACUCAAAAUACAAAAUAUGACUUGCCCUCCAAAAGACACUAGUGGCUACUAUAACACCAAAAGUACCUUGCACAAUCUCCAAUGUCAUUUUUUGUUAAGACAAACCUAAAACCCCCGAGGCCAAUACCAAGUCUAUAUAGCUUUUCUCUUACAAGUAAGAAUAGCAAAGUCAACAUUCAGCCCCUCCUAAAGGUGCUAUUCCUUUUUCUUGUGUUUUCCUAUUUCUCCUCUUAUAGGUUUGUAGCUUCCUAUUUCUCCUCUUAUAGGUUUGUGCAGCAAAAGAGAUUCCAUCAAUCACAUUAUUCGAGUGCUGGAAUUGUCCUCUUCUAUCUUCUUCACCUUCCCUCUUUCAGUACAGGUAAUUCAUGGCUUCAAGGUGGCUGCCAGUUUGACCAUGCUGAUUGUCUUUUCAGCAGUGUAAAGGAUACUUGGUUCAGUGCAGCUGGAAAGGGGAACACAUCUAAUGUGAAAGAACUAAUUCCAGAAAUUUCUUCAUGCCAGAGUUUUUUGAGAAUCAGUUCAAUCUUUGCUUGGGAGGAAAACAGUCUGAGGAGAAGGUUGUCCUAGUGGCAAUCUCUGGUUAAAAUUUAUGAGCUUCCAAAAGCCAUUAUGCAGGUGGAAUGACUAGAAAAUUUAAUGAGUACAUUGUUCUUUUAGGUUGGGGAUGUUAUCCUAUUCCUUGUGCUGAAGGUAGUGCUGGAGAGUUUAUCAAGAAGCACUGGAGAAGCUCUUGAAUCUGAUUACGUCUUAGGAAAUUUGCAUCACUGGGUCGAUCUCAUUUUGGAUUUAAGCAGAGAGGGAAGGAUUCAAUCUUACAGACAUUUGGCUGGAGGUACAACAACAACAACAACAAGCUUUUAUCCCACUAGGUGGGGUCGGCUACAUGGAUUGCAAGACGCCAUUGUGUUCUAUCAUUUAUCAAGCUUUUAGGAAUAUUAUUAAUUAAGAGCUCGCGUUCAACAACUUCCAAGAGUGUUCUCUUAGGCCUUCCUCUACCUCUCUUAAUCGGACUCAAAGUUAUAUGUUCCACUCUUCUCACUGGUGCCUCCCUUGGUCUUCUUUGUGCAUGCCCAAACCAUCUCAACCGAUUUUCUACCAUUUUUCCUCAAUAGGUGUCACCCUCACUUUUUCGCGUACGUGCUCAUUUCAAAUUUUAUCUUUACGUGUAUGUCUGCACAUCCAUCAUAACAUUCUCAUCUCUGCUACUCCAACUUUAUGCUCUUGCUGUCCCGUUAGAGCCCAACAUUCACUACUAUAUAACAUUGCCGGUCUGAUAGCAGUGUGAUAAAACUUUCCUUUAAGUUUAUUAGGCACCUUACGGUCACAAAUAACUCCUUUAGCUUUUCUCCAAUUAAACCACCCAGCUUGAAUUCUAUGUGAAAUAUCUCCACUGAUUUCGCCAUCAUUUUGAAUAAUAGCUCCCAAAUAUCUAAACUUUUUCACUUGAGGUAUAAUUUGAUCUCCCAAUUUCACUUUCAAAUUAUUGUCGAAAAAACAAAAAACAAAAAACUAUUUAUUUCUUAUUUCUAGAAAAGAAAAAACAAAAAAAGAAGACAUUUGGCUGGAGGUAAAAACAAAAAAACAAAAACAAAAACAAAGAAAAGAAAAGAAGUGAUUUUCCUUAUUUCUUCAACUCUUGCCAUCACCCCUCCAUUUUAUGAAUCCUUGCUUAUAGUGGCAAACUAUUUAUUUCCACUUGAGGACUUGCACAUUUCAUGUUAUCGGCGAUUUCAUUUUCAAAUUCCAGCAAUGAAAGGGCAAAGUUAUGUAGUCAAAUCAAAGAUCUCCUUGCUGCAAAUUUUCCCUCAUUUUAACUUUUCUGCUUCUAUGUGUUUCUCUUUCCCCAGUCCCCUUAGUUUUAGAUAUCUUAAUCCGGAAUUUUAUUUUAUUUUUAUUUGGCUUUUUAUGUACUUUUACCUUUGUAAUGUAAUUUCUUUCGAUGUAAAAAAAAAAAAGAUAUAGGAACAAGUGAAAUGACACAUUUAUGGACAAUUGCCCCCACCAGGAAAGG